This is a messenger RNA of Rhagoletis pomonella (apple maggot), 2199 nucleotides long. RefSeq lists its product as uncharacterized. Bases 37 to 669 code for a protein of 210 amino acids. Gene Ontology annotation, molecular function: zinc ion binding; nucleic acid binding. The transcript has a single exon. NCBI's taxonomy places the organism in Eukaryota, Metazoa, Arthropoda, Insecta, Diptera, Tephritidae. The record is from RefSeq and is a predicted model, not a curated record.
AUUAACCCAGCCAAUUUAAAAGUUAAGGUUAAUGGGAUGUUUAAUAGACAGGAUGGUGCAGUUGAAAUUAAAUGUGUAAAUAAUAGCGAUAGAGAUAUCCUAGCUGAUGAAAUCAAAAAUAAGUUAAGCCAAAAAUACGAUGUGGAAAUCCCAGGCUUGCGAUACCCCAAAAUAUUAAUAAGUGGGCUAUCGGCGAACUUGGAGUGUGAUAAAGUCGAAAAAGCUAUACGUAAGCAAAACGAUGUCUUAUUUGAGCACCUCAAAUGUACUAAAGUUUUUAAAUCGCAGAAAAAUCCUAGAGUGUUUAAUGCGUUUAUUGAAGUGGAUGGUGUAGCCUUCAAAAGCAUUAUAAAGGAGCAAAGAAUCAAUAUUGAAUGGGAUCGAUGUAUGGCUUACGAAAGCGAUGGAGUUCUAAGAUGUUAUAAGUGUUGGGGCUUUAACCACAAAGCUGCAAUGUGCAAAGAACAGCAUCAGAUAUGUGCUAAGUGCGGGGAAAAUGAUCAUAGCUAUAGAGAAUGUCAGAAUAACUUUGUGAAAUGCAGAAAUUGUUGCAUAGCGAAAGCAAGACUUAAUCUGGCGGACAUCGACGAAAAGCAUGAUGCAAGGGACAGCUGCUGUCGCGUAUUACAGAGAAAGGUAAAACUGCAGGCCGAAAGAACAUUAUACUAGCAAUCAAAGGGCAAGAUACUAUGCCUUUACUUGAACAUAUGUGGUCUGAGAACGAAUUUUUCCCAAUUAGAAGUUUUGUUGGAAGACAGUGUAUAUGACUUCGUAUGCUUGUCUGCUACGCCGCAAUAGCAAAUAUCUUGAGCUAGGGACACUGUACAGAUCCCCCAACAGGGUAACUUCCCCAGAAAGUGUUUUUUGCGAAUUUUUUAAGGAUAAGCUGGACUCGCUCUUAGAAACCAGUGAUGUCAUAAUAACUGGAGACUUCAAUAUACACUGGUAUGAAAACACUGUUUCCAGAAGAAUCAUAAAGCAAGCAACGGAUGACAGUAGCUUUAAGCAGAUUCUGAAUAACCCUACUCGAAUAACUGAGUUUUCCGCAACGCUGAUAGACUAUGUCGUGACAAAUAUAAGUAAUAUAAAUGCACAUACGGUGUCAGACCUCAAAAUAAGUGAUCAUGAAACGAUACUAAUCGAAAUUAAUGAGCGUGAGAAAGCAAAGCCCACCAAAUCAACGUUAAAAAGAUUAACCUUUGACAACCGUAUUUUGUGUGAUACGGUGAAUGCAAGAUGUUCAAAUUGCAAUGAAGGUGAGCUCGAAGCAUAUGCCACAACAUUUAAUGAAGCUUUAAAAGAAGCAAUCAAUAAAAUGACAAUAGUGAGAACAGUGAAAUCUAAUGUAAGCAGAUGUAGAUGGUAUAAUGCUAGACUCAGGACGUUAAGGCAAUCGAAGGAAGCAAGCUAUAGGCGGGCAACGUGGACUCGAAAUACGGAAGACUGGGCGCGUUAUAGAGAAUGUAGAAAUCGGUACGUUAGUGAGCUGAACCGGGCCAAGUGCCAAUAUAUUGAAGCGAAAAUAGAUCGGUGUUUGGACCAAAAAACCAUGUGGAAAGCAAUAAAGGGCCUUGUGCUGAAAAAGGAGCACAAAAAUAUCAAAAAAAUCGACUUCGGAGAUAAGAUUGUAAAUAAUAAGCAUGAACUUGCCAAUCGUCUCAACGAAUUCUUCGUAGAAAGUAUAAACCGAAUAAACGUGGCAAUACCAGCGGUUCCUUACAUUAACCUUAGGAGCAGAGCGGACACACGCUUUAAGUUUAGUGAAAUAAAUCUUGUGGAGCUAAAAUCAACGCUGACUAAAAUGAAUAGCAAAAAUGAUUGUAACUCAAUGUCGAUUACUUACUUGUUAUCCACCUUUAAUGUUACUGGGCCGAUUGUCCUAUCUUUAAUUAAAAAGUCACUUGAAACCCGUAUAUACCCACAUCGCUGGAAGCAGUCAAUAGUAGUCCCAAUAGAAAAAGUAAAAAAUGCAAAAAAGCCGGAAGAAUACAGACCAAUCAACACGCUAUUAAUUGAAAGCAAAAUUAUUGAAAAAAUUGUUCACGCCCAGCUCGAAAACUAUUUUGAGAAGCACAACCUCUUUUGUGAGUAUCAGUCUGGAUUCAGACUAAAGCAUAGCUGUGAAUCAUUGCUUAACCUUGUCAUCACGAAAUGGAAGACUGAACGAGAUAACAAGCGAGUGAUAGCAGCAGUUUUUAU